UAGAAAAUUGGCAAAGACUAGAGAGAGAAAAAGAUUGAGCAGAGGAAGAGGAGGAGGAGAGAGAGAGAGAAUGGACCUGUAGAGGUAAAAUCUCAGAAAUCUCGCUCUCUGUUUGAUCGAGAUCGCAUCAUUUUCUCUGUUUCGAUUCGGAAUUUCCAAUGGAAAUCUGACUUGGAGAUCGUCCCGUGUUUUCCUCUGGGGAUUUCCAUUGGAUCGUAUCGGAUUUGGUUCUAUUUCGCUUGAAUCAAUAGAAUGAUUUCGAAUCCGAGUCUCUUGUUCUACACUUGCAUUGCCAAGGGAAUGGUGGUCCUCGCUGAGUUCUCUUCGGAGCCUGGAAUCGAAGCCACAGCUUUGAGAUGCAUCGAGAAUUCGCCUCCGAAUCACUCCAUGUUCUCUCAUACAGUCCGCAAAAGGACGUACGCUUUCUCGAUCGAUGAUCCGUUUGUGUAUUUCGCCAUCUUUGAUGAAGAUAUGGAGAAAUCGGAGAGUCUAUGGCUCUUGAAUCGCUUAAAAUCAAUCAUGAAAGAUCUGAUGAAAUCCGAAUCGGUCGAUUCUUUGGAUAACCUCACCUCGCAUUGUCUCCAGUCAAAACUCGAUCCCGUUUUCGCAGCGAUCGUAGGUAUUGACGUGGAUUUGGAUAUGGAUUUGUUGGGAUCUCCAAAGAGCGUAGAGAUGGAUAGUAGUCGGAAUACGAGCAUCGAUUCCUCCAAAGGACGAAGAGCGGUGAGGACGCCCCUCCUGGCAAAGCCUUUGAAGGUGUUGAAGAAGAAGAAGAGACAGCAAACGGGGACAAACGGUGAAGACGAAACGAGUAAAGACUCGGACAGAAAGCUUGAUUUCAGUGGGGAUGGAAGCAGUGACGUGUUGUCUAAGGAUUUGAGAAACGGGCUAUUACACGAUCAUCACAAACAAAAGGCGAAGCGGAUAUGGAGGAAACACGUGUGGAUGGUAGUGAUGUUCGAUCUCCUCAUAUGUGCUAUUCUUUUUGGAAUCUGGUUAUGGGUUUGCCAAGGUUUUCAAUGCAUCGAAAGAUAAAAAAACUGCACUCUCAAUCAUUUUGUCCCAUUGAAAACUUCCCGUAGAACAAUCAUUUACCACGUUGUAUUUUUUUUCUCCAGUCUUCAUUUGAAGUGUUGUUUACAGGAUCGAAUCAUUUCUGAAUCCUGGUUUACACGUUAGUGUUGUAAUAUGUUUUGGAAGUUUUACUCUUCAUAUCAUGUGAGUGUUUGUAUAAUUUAUUUUGUUUUGUGUAAUGUUAUUAUCAUCUUCGGGAUGUUGUUGUUGUGUGACUUGGACAAUGAGUUUGAGAAAUAAGUUACCAUUUUUUGUUUAA
Messenger RNA from Tarenaya hassleriana, 1333 nucleotides. RefSeq names its product phytolongin Phyl2.2-like. The transcript has 2 exons. NCBI's taxonomy places the organism in Eukaryota, Viridiplantae, Streptophyta, Magnoliopsida, Brassicales, Cleomaceae. The record is from RefSeq and is a predicted model, not a curated record. Gene Ontology annotation, cellular component: membrane. Bases 253 to 1035 code for a protein of 260 amino acids.